Messenger RNA from Kwoniella mangroviensis CBS 8507, 2817 nucleotides. RefSeq lists its product as uncharacterized. Bases 1 to 2817 code for a protein of 938 amino acids. The transcript is spliced from 9 exons. The record is from RefSeq and is a predicted model, not a curated record. NCBI's taxonomy places the organism in Eukaryota, Fungi, Basidiomycota, Tremellomycetes, Tremellales, Cryptococcaceae.
AUGGAUAAUAACAAUAAUUGGCCUUGGAACAUCGUGAAUCGUUAUUGUCAGGAUCCCACUCAACGAGCGUGGGUAUCAAAUCAACUUCAUCAAUCGCCUAUUCCACCUGGUCAAUCACCUGAAGAUUGGUUAUUGGCCAGAUCAAUGGUAGCUGAAGGGAUGACCGAGGCAGAAGCUUGGGCACAAGUGCAUCUCUCACGCCAAAAUCAACAACAGAAUAACGGUAACACCAAUCAUACUAACAUGUUUGUUCAACAACCAACGGUCUUUCAAAAUGGAUCACCAUAUCAAGGCCAUCAACAACAGUUCUUCGAUCAAGCCAAUCACCUCAGUACGAAUUCACCAUACGGCUAUGUCUCUUUGCAGGAUGUCGCUCCGCAAGUCCAGCAGCAACAACAACCACAACCAAGAUCGCAGAACCCGCUUACCCUUCUGCAACAAAUUCCAGGUAUUACCCUACCUCCUCAGAUUCUUAACAUGAGUCCCGAGCAGCAAAUGACUGUGUACCGAUUAUUCAGAGAGCAACAAGAACGUGCUAGGAAUGCUGCCCAUCGAGCAGGUCCUGCAUCAAUCUCCCCGCAGCUUUUACAACAGCCACCACGUCCUCAGCAGGCACAGCAUAAUACGUUGCAAGGUCAGAGCCAACUACAACAACCCGAAGCUCGCCCUCAAGCCCAGCCCCGGCCUCAGCCUCUAGCUCGGCCACUCGUUACAAUCGAUCUCACGCAGGAUGGCAGUCCCAGAGAUGAAUCGCCAAUUCGAUUGAUUCCUCCUGGAUCUCCACGAACACCUUCGCCUAUGACUUACCACACACUCUCCAUCCAGCCUGCACCGAGCAGGAAGAGAUCACUGGUCCCCAUCCCUGCCCAAGAAUCCUCAGACAAAAUGGUCAAAAGAAUCCGACCAAAUUCAUCUUCCUUGGAAAAACCCAUCAAGAUAGAUAACAACAAUCUCCUCAAUGAGCCUAUUUUGAAAGCUUCCGGUUCUACGUCUGCAAAUGCAUCAGCAGCUGAACCAAUCACCAUGAAGACAAUCAGACCGUACUUGACGCCCGACGCACUGAAACUACCUAAACCCGCCCAGCUAUUCAAACAUAUUCGUAAAAGGGAGAACAAGAAAGGUGAAAUCCUACCACCAUUAUUCUUGCCUUCACCCAAAGAGGUAUUGGAGAUUGUCAGUGCGUUGAGGGAUCAUGCUUCCCCCGAAUAUCUCAGGGCGAUGGCGGAUGACGAACGAUACUGCGACGUAUGGUCAAGUUGGUUAUUGAAAUCCAUCAAGGAUAUCGAAAAAUGGGAAGUAGCUAUCGUACCGGUCUUGCAGGUUUUGGCCAAGACGGACAUGCCGAUUGAUGAAAUUGAAGAUACGAAAAUAAGGAUUCGAGCUAGGAAAUUGGUCAAUCUCGCGAAUGAGAAGAAUUUGGCAAGUCGAUCGGCCAUCCAAUCUGCCUUUCAGCGAUACGAUAACUACGUGGCCAAUGUACUUAUACCACAAGGGAGACGAAGUGCACCCGAUGAUGACGAAGAUGAUGAUUCUAAUAACAAGAAACGAAAGAUCGAUCAAGUUUCCAAAGACGAUAUAAAGCUCAAAAUUGAACCGGGAACAUCAAAACCUUCUUCGUCGAAAAUACCAGCUAUCAGCUCUGUAGCCAAUGGUUCCAAAGCCCCCGUUAAACCGUCGUCUACCGGUAAUACUUCGGGUAGUAGUCCGAGUGGUACUAAGCCAGUAGCCAAAAGUGCAGCGGACAUGUCAUUCUUUGGAACCUCAUCUUCCUCUUCAUCUAAACCGAAAGGCAAGUUACCAGAUAUCAAGAAAAGACCCACUCAACCUCAACUUCCUCCCUCAGCACAAGCAGGGUCCACAUCAGCGGUCUCAAACAUCUUACAACAACUCAAAGCGGGCCCGGGCAAUCCAGUGGCACCACCUACUCGAGCCAGUAGUAGUAUUCAGGCUGGACCGGGGGUUUCGACCGAGGUGAAAAAGGAAGAAGAUGUCAAACCUCGAUAUAACUCUAAAGGGAAAUUGAUAAGGAACGUCAGGUUCAAAGAUGAUGUGAAACCUGAAGAUGGAGGUGGAGAUUUGGAACAGAUCAAGGAGUUCAGGCAGGAAGCUAAAGAAUUUGAGAGAUUUGAUUGGGAAGAAGAGGCCGAUCUACACGGACGUAGUGCGCACGAUCUGGAUAUUGAUGAAGGUGCCGCUCUGGCCUCGGCGAGGGGACAUAGUAUGAUAGAAUGGUAUGAACCUUCUCCUUAUAACGAGGAGAUCCGACUUGUCGAAACUCCAGAAUCAUCCGCUCAAGCUUCAAGAGAGCGGGAGACUUUAGCCCUAUUCAAUCCACCUGGUCAACCCAUUCCUGAUCCAUCCGAACUUGAUGUGAGAAUAGUGGAAGGAAUCAACCCCCAGAGGGAGAUGGAACCUGUGAACGCAAGUGAGGAGAUCUUAAAAUUCCAAUCGAGGGGAAACUAUCGACCUUCUCAACCUCAAGCUGGGUCAAGUGUCUUGCCUCAACAGGAGUUAGGAGAUUUGUUAAAGGGUUUAUCAAAUAUCAUUCCUCCUGCUCAGGUUCAACCACAACAGCAGCAGCAAGGCUAUGGAGGUGGAUUCGGAUAUGAUCCUUAUUCCACUCACAAUCAUGGACAUGAAAAUGGGAAUAAUCAACCGACUUGGGCGGGCUAUGGUAAUGGAAGUAGUCAGAAUCACAAUUAUUCACAUACGAGGAAUUACGACAAUUACGAUACAUAUAAUCAAUCCAGAAGUUCAAGACCAAUUGAUAGGGAUCCGAAAGUUCCUAUUUGUAGAUUCUGGUCCAGAGGAGAGUGA